Messenger RNA from Perognathus longimembris pacificus (Pacific pocket mouse), 1166 nucleotides. RefSeq names its product palmitoyltransferase ZDHHC12-like. Gene Ontology annotation, molecular function: protein-cysteine S-palmitoyltransferase activity. Lineage: Eukaryota; Metazoa; Chordata; Mammalia; Rodentia; Heteromyidae. Gene Ontology annotation, biological process: protein targeting to membrane; peptidyl-L-cysteine S-palmitoylation. Gene Ontology annotation, cellular component: endoplasmic reticulum; Golgi apparatus. The record is from RefSeq and is a predicted model, not a curated record.
AUGGGGUGCGCGCGCGCGCCCGGGCCGGCACCCACGGCCUUGGAUCGAGGCCACAGCGGCGGCACCCGGAUCCCGGACGGGGAGGCUGACUUCUCCCACCGCACUUGGCACUUUCCCACCGUCGGAGGGCACGGUGGGCCCACUGGGCCGCCGCUCCCCUCCAAUAGGCGGUCUGCCUGGGCCCGAGGCCCCGCCCACCGCCCGUGUCAGCCAAUCACCCGGCAGGCGCGCCCCCUGGGCUCCUGCGGACCGCCCCCCUCCGGCCGCUUCUUCCGGGUGGGGCCCGGGCGGCGGCGAUGGCGCCCCUGGGCGCUGCUCAGCCCGGGGGUCCUGGUGCGGACCGGGCACACCGUGCUGACCUGGGGUAUCACGCUGGUGCUCUUCCUGCACGACACCGAGCUUCGGCAGUGGGAGGAGCAAGGGGAGCUGCUCCUGCCCCUCACCUUCCUGCUGCUGGUGCUGGGCUCCCUGCUGCUCUACCUGGCCGUGUCCCUCAUGGAUCCUGGCUAUGUGAACACUCAACCCCAGCCCCAGGAGGAGCCCAAGGAGGAACAGACGGCCAUGGUCCCUCAGGCCAUCCCGCUCCGGCGCUGCAGAUACUGCCUGGUGCUGCAGCCCCUGCGGGCCCGGCAUUGCCGUGACUGCCGCCGCUGCGUGCGUCGCUACGACCACCACUGCCCGUGGAUGGAGAACUGCGUGGGGGAGCGCAACCACCCGCUCUUCGUGGCCUACCUGGCCCUGCAGCUGGUGGUGCUCCUGUGGGGCCUGUACCUGGCGUGGUCUGGCCUCCGGUUCUUCCAGCCCUGGGGGCUGUGGCUGCGGUCCAGCGGGCUCCUCUUCGCCACCUUCUUGCUGCUGUCGCUUUUCUCCUUGGUGGCCGGCCUGCUCCUGGCCUCGCACCUCUACCUGGUGGCCAACAACACGACCACCUGGGAGUUCAUCUCCUCCCACCGCAUCGCCUACCUCCGCCAGCGGCCCAGCAACCCUUUUGACCGCGGCCUCACCCGAAACCUGGCCCACUUCUUCUGCGGCUGGCCCUCGGGCCCCUGGGAGACGCUCUGGGCCGAGGAGGAGGAGGAGGAGGAAGGCAAGAGCCAGGCCGUGUAGGCUCACUCAGGGUGAUGCCGGGCGCGUCCCGCCAGGCCCCGGGCUCCCCACGCCUCCCC